Molecule: messenger RNA, 1685 nt
Organism: Eucalyptus grandis
Lineage: Eukaryota; Viridiplantae; Streptophyta; Magnoliopsida; Myrtales; Myrtaceae
Product: ankyrin repeat domain-containing protein, chloroplastic
Exons: 7
Biological process (GO): protein targeting to chloroplast
Cellular component (GO): chloroplast outer membrane
Molecular function (GO): chloroplast targeting sequence receptor activity; protein binding
Source: RefSeq, a predicted model, not a curated record
CAACCUACCUCCGGUUGCCAUUCUCUCAAAGUAUUCGAUUCCCAAAAAAAGCUGAACUGUCUUUCACCUCCCUCUGGAUCCUCACUAGAAUGGCAAAAGGACAUCAUUGAGGAAGAACCUAUAAUUGGUGACUGUGUUGUAUUUGAAGAUGGUAUCUUUGAAGACCCAUACCUCCAAGGUGAAACCAACCUCGACAACUUUAUUCCACCUAAACGCAAAGGCAAAAAGAGGUUAGAUGAAGUUGAAACUGAAAACUUAGUGCCAGAAAAUUGGAGAGAGGUGCAAGCAGAGAUUAACAUUACAAAGAAAGAUAGGCGCAAGAUCGCACAGGAAUUAGAGUUUGGUCGCACAGUGGAGAAGAAAAAACAAGGUUACCUGCCUUUAAGGGCUGUGAAUUUAGAAGAAUAUAAAGCUUACAAGGAGGCGAAGUUGGCACAGUUGAAACCAGUGGUUCUUGACAGUCCUUCUAGUUUUCAAGCGAAAGAAGAGGAUGAGGAGGCUAAUGCAGGCGCAGAAAAAGAGUUGCAAAGUGAAAGAGCGGUGCCACGGAAUCCAAGAUGGGAAGUUUAUGGGAGGGGCUUGGAGGAUGUUACUGAAUUUUUCAAUAGUGGAAACUAUGAACCUGGUAAAAAAACUGAAGGUCCACGCAAGCUGUUUACUAAGGAAGAAAAGGUUCUGCUGAACGGACGGAUUCCUGACCUGGCUGCUGCCACAUCUGACAAAUGGCUACCCUUACACACAUUGGCUGCAUCAGGAGAGUUUUACCUUAUGAAUGCUUUGCUGAAACACAAUGUUGAUAUCAAUGCUGUAGAUAAGGAUGGUUUGAGUGCACUUCACAAAGCAAUUAUAGGCAAGAAGCAGGCAAUUAUGAACUAUCUUUUGAGAGAAUCUGCUAAUCCGUUUAUGUGCGAUAAGGAAGGGGCUACAUUGAUGCACUAUGCUGUCCAAACAGCAUCGAGUCAGGCGAUAAAGAUUCUUCUUCUGUAUAACAUUGACAUAAACCUGCAGGAUAAUGAUGGAUGGACACCAUUGCAUCUUGCUGUCCAAUCUCGACGAACUGAUGUGGUGAGACUUUUAUUAAUCAAGGGAGCUGAUAAGACAAUAAAAAACCAGGAUGGCAUGACUCCGCUCGACCUUUGUCUACAUUCUGGCCGAGACUUGAGGACUUACGAGCUCAUCAAGUUACUGAAGCAGCUUCCCAAGUCGCGUCCAUCAUGCCGUGAGAGUGAAUGAAGCUCUCGAUCUCAAGGGCAGUCCUUGAAGAUGUCUUCCUCAGGAAAGAGGCAAAAAGAAGAAAAUGCACGCGCAUCGCAGGCCACAAGUACAGGUCCAGCACGAGGCAAACGCAGCUUGCUCUUCGACAUCGGACUACUAAUUUGAGCUGAUAGCCAUCGGGCAAAUGUUCUCGGAAAGCCCUUGUGCCUGUGCAGGAGCAAGACGGUAGCAGCUCUCGCUCCACGUCAACAGACAAGUCGAAGAAAAUAUAUUCUUCUUGAUUCUUUAGUGAGAAGCUGCCAAGACUUAAAACGCGCAUAUCCUGUUCUGUAAAUCUCGUCGGUCUUCGACUUAAGAUGAUCUUAUCCAAUGUAAUCGUUCACGGUAUUUUAGCAUCAACGUGCAUGCCGGGCAUCCAGAGGGCGUUAUAAAUUAAUCCUACAUGUUGGAUGGUGAAGAGUUGUCGAUCU